UCUUUUGAGGGAAGAUGCUUCAAAACAAACAAAACUACUAAUUAGAUCAGUGUCUUUCAAUGUAAAACAACUCAAUAUGUUCUAUUGAAAUAAUAGCGUUAAAUACAAAAAUCAGAAAUGGUUUAAAUUUCAAACAUGAAGUUUCGGAAUCAGUGAUUGGGACAGAAAUAGAUGUAUAAACAAUAGGAAAGUUUCAGGUCAGGUGACAUACCUUAGGAAACCAGUUUCACUUGGUUGAUGAGAGAGAAAAACUCCACCCUAUUCUGUCACUUUUCAUGGUAAACCCUAUAAGUCAGAGACGUAGAGUAGGUGAGUUCUUCAUUGUCAACAUCGACCCUGUUCAGACUAUACUCUCCUGUCUCUCUCUCUCUCCCUCCGUCAACUCAAUCCAUCCAUUCUACCAGGGCUCCAUCAGGAUGGUGUCAGCUGGGUUACAGAUGCUGGGCACGGCCCUGGCGAUCAUCGGCUGGCUGGGAAGCAUCAUCAUCUGUGCUCUGCCCAUGUGGAAGGUGACAGCUUUCAUCGGAGCCAACAUCAUUACAGCCCAGACCAUCUGGGAAGGGUUAUGGAUGAACUGUGUGACCCAGAGCACGGGACAGAUGCAGUGUAAGGUCUACGACUCCAUGCUGGCAUUACCUCAGGACCUGCAGGCCGCCAGGGCUCUGAUCAUAAUCGCCAUAAUUGCCGGUGUGUUUGCCAUCCUGCUUGGCAUCGCCGGCGGGAAGUGCACCAACUUCGUGGAUGACGAGAGUUCCAAGGCCAAGGUAGCCAUCGCUAGCGGAGUCGUCUUCCUCAUUGCUGCCCUUCUGGUUCUGGUCCCUGUCUGCUGGUCGGCCAACACCAUCAUCCGAGACUUCUACAACCCCCUUUUGGUCGAGGCCCAGAGAAGGGAGCUGGGAGCCUCACUCUACAUCGGCUGGGGCUCCGCAGGGCUGAUGAUCCUGGGCGGGGCGCUCCUCUGCUGCUCCUGCCCCCCCAAAGAUGAAAACCUCAAUGUCAAGUACUCCAAGGCUGCUAGUUCCGUGGCUGGCAGCAGCAAGGCCUACGUCUAUCAAGUGGACCUACUACUGGCAGUGGUGGAACCAGCACCUCCACACGUGGAGAUGUAUCCACUCAGUCAAGUGGACCUACACUGGCAGUGGUGGAACCAGCACCUCCACACGUGGAGAUGUAUCCACUCAGUCAAGUGGACCUACUACUGGCAGUGGUGGAACCAGCACCUCCACACGUGGAGAUGUAUCCACUCAGUCAAGUGGACCUACUACUGGCAGUGGUGGAACCAGCACCUCCACACGUGGAGAUGUAUCCACUCAGUCAAGUGGACCUACUACUGGCAGUGGUGGAACCAGCACCUCCACACGUGGAGAUGUAUCCACUCAGUCAAGUGGACCUACUACUGGCAGUGGUGGAACCAGCACCUCCACAUGUGGAGAUGUAUCCACUCAGUCAAGUGGACCUACUACUGGCAGUGGUGGAACCAGCACCUCCACACGUGGAGAUGUAUCCACUCAGUCAAGUGGACCUACUACUGGCAGUGGUGGAACCAGCACCUCCACACGUGGAGAUGUAUCCACUCAGUCAAGUGGACCUACUACUGGCAGUGGUGGAACCAGCACCUCCACACGUGGAGAUGUAUCCACUCAGUCAAGUGGACCUACUACUGGCAGUGGUGGAACCAGCACCUCCACACGUGGAGAUGUAUCCACUCAGUCAAGUGGACCUACUACUGGCAGUGGUGGAACCAGCACCUCCACACGUGGAGAUGUAUCCACUCAGUCAACUGUCUUCUGGACUGCUUUGAGUUCAGCGACAGACACACCUCAGAGAACUUGGCAGAGGAACUGUUGAGAGUGGCAAGAGAAUGGCAAGUAUAUGGAAAAGUGGUCUGUUGUGUUAGCGACAAUGCAGCUAACAUAACCAAAGCCAUGAAAAUGUUCAAAUGGACCCAUCAUCCAUGUCCUGCCCACACAAUCAACCUGAUUGUAAGAGAUGCUCUGAAGGUGAUGAAGCAGACUGUGGACAAAGUGAAAGCAGCUGUGGAAUACUUCCACAGGAGCACAACAACAACCAGCAAGCAGCGAGAGAGACAGUGUGUUCUCUCCUCUGCCCCCUCUAACAUGGUCUCUCUGGGGAUCCAGAUGCUGGGCAGCGCCCUGAGCCUGCUGGGCUGGGUGGGGGUCAUCCUGACCUGCAUCCUGCCCAUGUGGAGGGUCACGGCCUUCAUUGGAGCCACCAUCAUCACGUCUCAGACCAUCUGGGAGGGGAUCUGGAUGAGCUGCGUGGUCGAGAGUACGGGCCAGAUGCAGUGUAAACCAUACGACUCCCUCCUGGCCCUGUCCUCCGACCUCCAAGCCGCCAGAGCGCUCACCGUCCUCGCCAUCGCCACGGGCACCGCCGGGCUCCUACUGGCCUUCGUCGGGGGGAAGUGCACUCGGUUUCUGGACGAGCAAGGUGGCGGGGUCAAAGAACGGGUUGCCGUGACAGCGGGCGCGGUGUUGAUCGCCACGGGGGUGCUGUGCCUGAUCCCCACUUCGUGGGCUGCUGGGGCGGUGGUGCAGGGGUUCUACAGCUCCGCCACCGAUGCCCAGCGGAGGGAGAUCGGGGCGUGUCUAUACAUCGGCUGGGGGGCAUCCAUCCUUCUCAUCCUGGGAGGGGGCCUGUUCAUCAGCUCCUCCUGCCCCCUCAGGGCCCACGAUGAGGAUAAGAGCCCCUCUGUUCGCUACCUGGUGGUUCGCUCUUCCAACGGAGCUGCCUCCAGCCAGGCAGCAGCCUCCCAGCACAGCAGGGGACCGUCCACAAAGUCCCAGGCCAACGGAAAAAUGGCCUUUACCAGGUCUCACAGCAGCCAGGCAGCAUCUGCCAAGUCUCAGCCCUGGGGAGUGGUGAAAACCAGGCCUCCCUGGGAGGAGUACGGGCUAGGUAUGGUAGAGCAGGACUACAUGCCGGGGUCUGGGGGGAGUAAGGCACCGUCUACAAAGUCUCAGUUGAAAAGACUGGAGUCUCAGGAGAGUUUAGCAGACAAGUCUCAACCCAACGAGGAUGAAUCCUUAAACCCAACUAAGACCUAUCUCUGAGACCACACACACACACACACACACACACACACACACACACACACACACACACACACACACACACACACACACACACACACACACACACACACACACACACACACACACACACACACACACACACACACACACACACACACACACGCACACACACACACACACACACACAGAGAGAGAGAGCAUGGUUGAUGGGAGAUAUGGACAUUAACUAUGCCUUGUUUACUUGUUUUGUGUGUAAAAGGUGAUAUUAGACAUGUGAAUAUCUGCUGGCACUGAAAGGUUUUCUUUUUAUUAGCUGGGUUUGUUUAUGACAUGUAAAAGCUGUUCCGUGUGUUGUUGCUGUAAUAAUGUAUGUAAAGAAAAGUCUUCUUCCCUUGAUGUGAAUAUGUUUUCAGUCCCUUUAACAAUGACCAGACAUAUACAGACUAUUGAUUAGUGUUUAUAUGAAACCUCUUGGUUCUGCCGUUUGUUUUCGUAGCAUCAUUUUGACACAUUUAAAAAUACCAUUUCCUUUUUAUGUAGCUCUUUACGUGACAAAAAUCAGAAUUAGUUCAAUAUGAAUUAGUAUGUGACCAGCUACGCUAUGGAAAGAUCUGUGUGACCAGCUACGCUAUGGAAAGAUCUGUGUGACCAGCUACGCUAUGGAAAGAUCUGUGUGACCAGCUACGCUAUGGAAAGAUCUGUGUGACCAGCUACGCUAUGGAAAGAUCUGUGUGACCAGCUACGCUAUGGAAAGAUCUGUGUGACCAGCUACGCUAUGGAAAGAUCUGUGUGACCAGCUACGCUAUGGAAAGAUCUGUGUGACCAGCUACGCUAUGGAAAGAUCUGUGUGACCAGCUACGCUAUGGAAAGAUCUGUGUGACCAGCUACGCUAUGGAAAGCCCCAGCCGGGACAAACCAGUUUGACAGAGAGUGAGUUGAGGCUGAGCUCACACCAAUGGUUUGCAUUGUGUUAGGGAGCGAUAAAAUGUGGUGUUCCAAAUGGCACCCUAUUGCCUAUACAGUGCACUACUUUUGACCAGGGCUCAUAGGGAAUAGGUUGCAAUUUGGGAUACACACCGUGAUGUUCGUGAAGGAUUCAAAUGUGAGUUUCACCAGAUCAUGGACAUGUGACGUCUGGGUUUUGUUUAUUAAAAUACAGAUGUUUUCCUGUUUACCCUGAACAAGUAUAUCUCUACCAUGAGGUGAGGAUCAAAUGUACUGUCGACCUACAUGCUUCUAGCCUACUAAACCCAAUGUAACAAACACAAGCUCUGUUUUGCCAAAUUAGGAUGACAAUGCAGGUUUGAGCUCCCUCUGGUGUCUGGAUGGGUUUGUACAUGAACACAGUAAACACAGUAACUCUCAUUGACUAAAGGGUAUAUAUUAAUGAGCAGGAGAAAACCCUCAGGCCCCAAGGACUGAAUGUACAAUAUCAAUAAAUGUUUGGAACCA
Oncorhynchus keta (chum salmon) is the source of this 4508-nucleotide messenger RNA. RefSeq lists its product as uncharacterized. The record is from RefSeq and is a predicted model, not a curated record. Gene Ontology annotation, molecular function: structural molecule activity. The transcript is spliced from 4 exons. Gene Ontology annotation, cellular component: plasma membrane; bicellular tight junction. The coding region runs from base 276 to 3074 and encodes 932 amino acids. NCBI's taxonomy places the organism in Eukaryota, Metazoa, Chordata, Actinopteri, Salmoniformes, Salmonidae. Gene Ontology annotation, biological process: bicellular tight junction assembly; cell adhesion.